AAUCGAAGUAGAAAUUUUAGAUUUAAACGACAAUAUGCCAGAGUUCGAAGCCGAUUUCUACAAUAUAUCGAUUGUAGAAAAUCUACCCACCGGCUUUAGUGUCCUGCAAGUCAAUGCCGUGGAUCGUGAUCAAGGUGAAAAUGCUGAAUUCCUCUACAAUCUCAAAGAGAAACCCGAUGCGAAGGGUGCAUUCUGCAUCGAUUCUCGUACGGGUUGGAUAACAGUUCAUGACGAUCGUUUAUUGGAUCGUGAAAAACGUAAAUCGAUACAUUUAGAAGUUGAAGCUCUGGAACGAAUGCCAUCGUAUAUGGAUGAUAUUAAUUCAAAGAAACCACCACCGAAUUCGGUGAAAGUGGAAAUAACCCUGCUCGAUCAAAACGAUAAUACACCGAAAUUUGAAAAUGGUAAUUUAUAUGAAUUUAAGGUACCCAUAACCGCGUCAGUGGGCUAUGUGGUGGGACAGGUAUUGGCUCGAGAUCCCGAUGAGGGACCGAACGGUAUGUUAUUGUACGAUAUGCAAAGACCAAAGAAAAGUGGUUAUAUACCAUUUCGAUUGGAUAGUAAAAAUGGUACAAUUUAUGUGUCGGGGCCAUUGAGACGGGGGCGUAUUGCGGUGUUUGUGGAGGCCAGUGAUCAGCCUCUAAAUCCCUCGGAGCGACGUUUCUCAUUGGCUGUUAUUACCAUCGAGGUAUUUGCCACCUUGGAUGACCAGUCGAUUGACUUCAUUGGUGCUCCCUAUGAAUUUUGGAUAGGCUCGAAUGCCCCGCUCGGUACUUCGGUGGGACAAGUACGCACCACCCUUCUAUAUGAUGGUGAUGAUGAUAUUAUGUAUGAUCUGCUGCACACAUAUUCCGAAGGUGUUCCAUUUGCCAUUGAGGAGAGAUCGGGAAUAAUUACAGUUAUCCGUGAAUUGCAGGAAUUUAAACGGAAGGUUUAUCAUUUUGAAGCGGUUGCGAAUUAUCUCUUUGCAAAUGCCACUCAACCAUUAAUUAUGGCUCGUAGCAAGGAACCCUUGACCACGGUACCAGCACCAGAUUUAACAGAUGAAGGUGUCCUCAUAACAAAUGUUACAAUACAUGUCAUCAGCAAACCGGAUAAUCAAGUGCCAUUGAGGCCUGUAAUAGAAGAAAUCAAUAUGAACAUAAUCAAAUUCCACAUAGAGGAGAAUAUCGUUGGUGGCAUUAUUGGACAAUUGCUCUACAAGAAUGGCAUAAAUAUUGUGAAUAAUGAUCUUGAAUCCUAUCGGAGUUUACAAGCAGCACCGUCGGCGACAACAACAGUAGUAUCAUCACUAUCCGAAACCAAUAUCACUUUAAAUUCCCGCUUCCGCAGUAAAUCUCCACGACGGCAAACACGGAAACGUCUACCAAGACGUUUGGCGCAGGAUAGCAACAUCAAGCUACGCUAUAUUAUUGCCAAUCAGCAGGAGGUUAUAAAUAAAAUCUCCAUAACCGAGGAUGGUACCCUGUUGACUGUGACGGGGUUGGAUCGUGAACAAAAAGAUAAAUACGAUUUGACGGUGAUUGUGGAAUAUACCACGGGAUUGGUGAGCGGUGCGGGUAUUUACCAAGUUGAGGUCAAAGUGGACGAUGUCAAUGAUAAUGCACCGGAAUUUAAUGAUUUGACCUAUAUGGGUUUGAUAAAGGAGAAUAGUGCGAAAGGUUUUGAGGUGGCAUUGAAUCGUCCGAUUGUUAUCAAGGAUAAAGAUUUGGGUAAAAAUGCUGAAUUUAAGGUGGUCGUGCAGGGUGACUAUAGUGAUUUGUUUGAUGUGACCUGGGUGCAGCAGGAAAAUGCAUCAGUGUUGACCAAUUUACCCAGGAGACCGGAGCUAUUUAAUAUUUAUAAUUUAUCGGAUCAAUGGAAUUAUGAUUUGAAAUUUUUGGAGAUGCAAGCAGAUUUGAAACCAUUUAAUCUCAGGAUGAAUAAUCAACCGUUCUUCAAGGUCUCGUAUUCUGGAAGCCGUCCUCUGGAUCGUGAAAAGGAUCAGAUUUAUAAUUUGAAAUUAUUGGCAAUUGAUACGGGCGGUUUGACUUCGUAUGCGAAUUUAAAUAUUUUGAUUGCUGAUGUCAAUGAUAAUGCACCGAUUUUUGAGAGGAUAUCGGUAUUCAAAGAUUCGAGGGUGGAGAUCAGAGAGUAUACCACCGAUAUGGAAAUUUAUUUUGUGGAAUCCUCCAUGGCUUCAAUGCCGAAUAUGAUGGCUUCGUUGACCAGUAAUAUUGUGGUGCCACCGUAUUUUUUGCCAGGUUCCCCGAGACUGAAUGGGGCCGAGGGGAGUUUUAAUGACACACAAUCUCCGCUGAGGCCGAGAUCAAGAGCCCGGAGUAGAGGAAGGCCAAGGAUCGCUCGAGCCAUGGGAGGCUUAAGUAAAUGUCCAUUGUUUGCAAUCUAUGAGGAUACCCCGCUGCUGAAGAAAAUUCUACAGGUCACUGCUUCGGAUGAGGAUUAUGGCCGAAAUGCCCAGGUCCAUUAUGAAAUUGUGGCGGAAAGUAUUGAUAAGCUGUAUGGAGGAGGUGGAGCCACCCCGCUACCCAGUAAAUUCAAUCAACAUCGAUUUUUUGCCAUUGAUAAGCUGACAGGGGAGGUUAUGAUCAACUAUCCACUGGUGGCCAAUGUGGAGAUUCUGCUAAAUAUCACUGCCAGUGACAUCGAUAACCUCAAGGAUUCAACAUGCUUACGCUUUACCAUUAUUGAUGUGAACAAUCAUGCUCCAGUUUUCAAAAAGACUUGGUAUAGUUUCGAUACUGCCGAGGGAGAAUACAAAGAUUCGGUGUUGGGUCAGGUUCUGGCAGUGGAUUUGGAUUUUGGAGAAAAUUCCAAUGUCUCGUAUGCCCUAAGUGAUUCGGAAUUGCCGUUUAGAAUUAAACCCUUAUCGGGUGUCAUCAAAAUAUCCGGAUCUCUGGAUCGUGAGCUAAGAGAUAAAUAUACCUUCCAUGUUAUAGCUUAUGACAAUGCUGAACCUUUAUAUCGUCUCUCAUCCUCGGUGGAGGUUGAGGUCAAUGUCCUGGAUGUUAAUGACAAUAAACCGGAAUUUAUUGGCUAUGACGACCUCGUCAAGGGCGAUUUAUAUAUACACGAUUUCGCCGACAGGACCAUGAAGGUACCCCUGUAUAAAGCCUUCCUCGAUCGUAAUACCAAACCGGGGGCUUUUGUGAAACAAGUGAAUGCUCUAGACAAAGACUACCUCGGCAAUGGAAAUGGUUUGGUUUUAUAUUCCAUUCUGCAUCACGACUCUCUGCCCAUCUUCAACAUAGACUCACGGGAAGGUAUCAUUACCACAAUUUCCGAUUUUAAGGGAUACAACAACUAUGGUCACCUAAAUGUUACCGUAAUUGCCUCAGACUUGGGUAGCCCCUCCCUCACCUCCACAGCCAUUGUUUUAAUCAAUCUACAAGGUCAGGUCAUUGUGGAGACAACCACAACGCCGAAACCCGAAGAUCCCUUCCUGACGGGGAAUUUAUCCAUCUUCCAACAUCAGUACUAUGAAAUACAAAUUCAGGAGAACAAUGAAUCUCCCACCGAAUUAAUGAAAUUAAAUUUCACCAAGGGUUUCAAUCCAGAAACCUAUAAGUGGACACUAUGGGUGGAGGAGGGACAAGACAGCCAACAGGAUGCAUAUCCUCCCUUUGAAUUUGAUCCGAAAUUAUCUACACUAUACGCACUCAAAUCUUUCGAUCGUGAACAAGUUGACCGUUAUCAGAUACGCCUGAAAGGUGAAAAGCCAAAUCGUGAAGGACGUACCUAUACCCGUCUAGCCUAUCCGGUGGUUGAUGAACGUCUCGAGGGUUUGGAACACAACGAGUGUCGCAUACUCAUCAAAAUUCUCGAUGAAAAUGACAAUUCACCAACAUUUAAAACUGCCGGACAGCCAAUCAUUGCAGUGGUACCACGAACCGCCUCAUUUGGUUAUCCCAUUACGCGGGUGGAAGCCACGGAUCCGGAUUAUGGUCUAAAUGCAGAAAUCAGAUAUCGAUUACUCAAUGACCAUUCGAGGCUAUUUGCCAUCGAUGAAACUAGUGGAAAAAUUCGACUCAUUAGUACAAUUGAAUCGGCUUCGGAUAGGGUAUAUGGUUUUGAUGUUAAGGCCAUGGAUCGUGCUGGGGCCGAUGAUGGUCGUAGCAAUAUUAUAAAUGUCUUUGUUUAUGUCAUCGAUGAGAAGAAACAAGUCCGUAUUGUGGUGGCGGGUAAGCCGGUCGAUGUGGAAAAGAAAAUCGAUGCAUUGAUGUUGACGCUGAGUGAUGCCAUUGGAAUGGAGGUGCGUGUACGUCUAUUGGAACCACAUAUCGGGAGUGCGGAACCAGCAACUGAUGCCUACAUUUACGCAGUGGAUUAUCGAACCAAUUCAAUUGUUGAAAUGGAGCAACUGCAAGAGUCAUUGUCCACAAUUCAGUUGGACACGUUGCAAUUGCAUCAACAACAGCAGCUGCAACAGAAUGCCCAAAAUGGCUAUUGGGAUGUAAGCAAGACAAUGCCGCGUAUCAUUGAGUUGGCUGAGCUGGGUAAAAUUCCCCAUAAAUCUACACAUAGUGCAAAUUUUUGGAGCAGUUUGGAAAUAGUUGCUAUUGUGUUGGUGGCCUUUUGUGGCGUGGGAUCGGUGUUGACGGCUUUGUGUUUUAUGUGUAUGCGGCAAAAACGUGGUUUAUGGUCUCAACAGGAAUUUCCAUCAUCUGAAACUGGUUUAACAUAUACCAUAGCACGUGCUGGCCUGGAUACAUGUCGUAGACGUCGCCAUCGGACACAUCAGCAAGCUGUGGCAGCUCAAGAACAACAAUUGCAUCAACAGCAGUUGCAACGUCAAAGUCAACAAUCACUAUGUUCCUCGGCGAAAACUCAAUCGACCGCAUUGGCAACACAAAAACUAACACCGACGCCGGCACAACCGGAAUGGACACAACAACAGCAGUUGCAGCAAAAAGCUCAAAGCCUCCAACAAAGUCUAUCACAAACACCAACAAAUAGUUCACAUCAGCAUCAACAUUUUCAUCAUUCGCAUUCCCAUUCACACAUACAUCAACAUCAGCAUCAAUCGCUGCCGUCGUUACAGACACCACCGCAGCAGACGCAUCACUAUUUGCCACAGGUGCAACAUCAUCAUCAGCAUUUGAAUAAUGAAGUAGAGGAUCCCUUCUAUUUGUAUAUUUUUGACAAAAUUAUGUCUGUUUUUAAUAUUAGACCACGUCCACCACGAGAAUAUAUCGAUGUUCCUCUGCCGAAAUCCGUAGUUAAAUCAAUAGCCUUAAGAAAUGCCGAAGAGGAGGCCUCAUCGCCAUCACCUUCAUCACCGUUUGUGCUAAAAUACAAUUCCUGCCAACCGGUCAAUAAUAUGAAUAUCUCACCCCAUUCCUUCGAGACCUCUAUGUUUUCGCUGCAUUCCAGUGGUCAAGAUUCGGGUGUUGAUUUUGUGAGUAGUCGAGAAUUAUAUGAAACAUCACCGGAUUCAUUUGAUUCGCAGCAGUCGAAGAAGCCGUCACAUAAAUCCCUGUGUCCGCGUCAUGCCAAGGAACAUUUGGAACAGAAACACAUAAAGACAAGUGGUUCGAAGCUGGAUUUAAAUAAUACAGAUUCAAGUGAUAAUUAUGAAGAUUCUUUACAGAAUGAUGAUGCUCUAGUUGUCAGCAACUGUCGAUCGCUAUGCGAACAUCAACUUCAACAACAUCAACACCAGCAGCAACAACAACAGCAGUCGCAACAUCAACAGCUCCAUCAGGAACUCUAUCAAAAUUCACAAUUCGAAAAGAAAUCCUGUGUUCGGCAUUCAUUUUCCGGUGUCAAAGAUGAUCUAAUGCAAAAUUCCCCUGGGAUAUCGUUAAGGGCUCGUGGUCAUAUCCUGCGUAAUUCGAUGAAUGAUUUAGAGCAGCGUUUACACAAUUUGGAGCAAUCCUUUAAGCGACCGUUGGAUUAUAAAACGAAAGAUAAUUCAUUGCAAUUUUAG
Molecule: messenger RNA, 5929 nt
Organism: Musca vetustissima
Lineage: Eukaryota; Metazoa; Arthropoda; Insecta; Diptera; Muscidae
Product: cadherin-89D-like
Exons: 12
Biological process (GO): homophilic cell-cell adhesion
Cellular component (GO): catenin complex; plasma membrane
Molecular function (GO): cadherin binding; calcium ion binding
Source: RefSeq, a predicted model, not a curated record